AACACAUGGUAGCCGCACGCUGCUAGGUUUGAGUGGAUUUCGCCGGAGCUAGCGGGACCUUCUCUCUGGGUGACUGAUCUCAAAACUGACUCGAACGAUGCUGGCCUCCAAGCACACGCCAUGGAGGCGGCUUCAGGGCAUUUCCUUCGGAAUGUAUUCGGCUGAGGAGCUCAAGAAAUUAAGUGUUAAAUCCAUUACAAACCCUCGCUAUGUGGACAGCCUGGGAAACCCUUCAGCAAAUGGCCUGUAUGAUUUGGCUUUGGGUCCUGCAGAUUCCAAAGAAGUGUGCUCCACCUGCGUGCAAGACUUCAGCAACUGCUCGGGACACCUGGGCCACAUUGAGCUCCCGCUCACAGUGUACAACCCUCUGCUCUUUGAUAAACUCUACCUCUUGCUCCGAGGCUCCUGUUUAAAUUGCCACAUGCUGACUUGUCCUCGGGCUGCCAUUCACCUGUUGGUCUGCCAGCUGAGGGUCUUGGAAGUUGGAGCCCUACAAGCAGUCUAUGAACUUGAGCGGAUUCUGAGCAGGUUUCUGGAAGAAACUGCUAAUCCUUCCGCCUUCGAAAUUCAAGAAGAGUUAGAAGAGUACACAAGCAAAAUUCUGCAGAACAACCUCUUGGGGUCCCAAGGUGCACAUGUGAAAAAUGUCUGUGAAAGCAGGAGCAGACUCAUUGCUUACUUCUGGAAGACACAUAUGACCGCUAAGCGAUGUCCCCACUGCAAGACCGGACGGUCAGUGGUUCGAAAGGAACACAACAGUAAGCUGAUAAUCACAUAUCCAGCCGCAGUGCACAAAAAGUCUGGCCAGAAGGAUGCAGAGCCCCCAGAAGGAGUACCAGCAGCUCCAGGAAUUGAAGAAGCUCUGAUGGGGAAGCGAGGGUACCUGACACCUAGCAGCGCCCAAGAGCAUCUUUUUGCCAUUUGGAAGAAUGAAGGAUUCUUCCUGAAUUACCUUUUUUCUGGAUUGGAUGAUAUGGGCGUGGAGUCUAGUUUCAACCCCAGUAUGUUCUUUCUAGAUUUCAUAGUGGUGCCGCCCUCCAGGUAUCGUCCUGUCAAUCGCCUGGGGGACCAGAUGUUUACUAAUGGCCAGACAGUGAACUUACAGGCUGUAAUGAAGGAUGCAGUUUUGAUCCGGAAACUUCUGGCAUUGAUGGCCCAAGAACAGAAGCUGCCCUGUGAGGUGACAGAACUCAUCACAGACAAGGAAAAUGACUCUUCAGUUGCUAUCGACCGAUCCUUUUUAAGUAUGCUUCCAGGCCAGUCUCUCACAGAUAAACUUUACAACAUUUGGAUUCGCCUUCAGAGCCAUGUCAAUAUUGUGUUUGACAGUGAGAUGGACAAAUUAAUGUUGGAAAAGUACCCUGGCAUAAGACAGAUCCUAGAGAAGAAGGAAGGCCUGUUCCGGAAGCACAUGAUGGGAAAACGAGUCGACUAUGCAGCCCGCUCAGUCAUCUGCCCAGACAUGUACAUCAAUACCAAUGAGAUUGGAAUUCCCAUGGUAUUUGCCACAAAACUCACCUACCCUCAGCCAGUUACCCCAUGGAACGUGCAGGAACUAAGACAAGCAGUCAUCAAUGGACCCAACGUGCACCCAGGAGCCUCCAUGGUCAUCAAUGAGGACGGCAGUCGCACAGCCCUGAGUGCAGUGGACGCUACCCAACGGGAAGCUGUGGCCAAACAGCUCCUGACACCAGCCACAGGGGCUCCUAAGCCUCAGGGGACAAAAAUUGUGUGCCGGCAUGUGAAGAAUGGGGACAUUCUCCUGCUGAAUCGGCAGCCCACCUUGCACAGACCCUCCAUCCAGGCCCACCGUGCCCACAUUCUGCCUGAAGAAAAAGUCCUACGCCUUCACUAUGCCAACUGCAAAGCCUACAAUGCUGACUUUGAUGGGGACGAGAUGAAUGCCCACUUCCCCCAGAGCGAGUUGGGCCGAGCUGAAGCCUAUGUCCUGGCCUGCACUGAUCAGCAGUAUCUUGUUCCCAAGGAUGGCCAGCCAUUGGCGGGAUUGAUUCAAGAUCACAUGGUUUCAGGUGCAAACAUGACCACUCGGGGAUGCUUUUUCACCCGGGAACAGUACAUGGAGCUGGUAUACCGAGGGCUCACAGACAAAGUGGGACGGGUGAAACUCUUUCCUCCGGCCAUCCUGAAGCCCUUCCCACUGUGGACAGGAAAGCAGGUUGUGUCAACCCUUCUCAUAAACAUAAUCCCAGAGGACUACAGCCCCCUGAAUUUAUCGGGAAAGGCAAAAAUCGGCAGUAAAGCCUGGGUGAAGGAAACUCCACGGCCUGUCCCUGACUUUGACCCUGACUCCAUGUGUGAGUCCCAGGUGAUCAUCAGGGAAGGGGAGCUUCUCUGCGGAGUGCUGGACAAGGCCCACUACGGGAGCUCUGCCUAUGGCCUGGUCCACUGCUGCUAUGAGAUCUAUGGGGGCGAGACCAGCGGCAGGGUUCUCACUUGCCUAGCCCGCCUCUUCACUGCCUACCUGCAGCUCUAUAGAGGUUUCACCUUGGGUGUAGAAGACAUUUUGGUUAAGCCAGAUGCAGAUGUAAAGAGACAGCGCAUCAUUGAAGAAUCUACCCAGUGUGGGCCCCGGGCUGUCAGGGCUGCGUUGAACCUGCCAGAAGCUGCAUCAUGUGAUGAGAUCCAAGGGAAAUGGCAGGAUGCCCAUCUGGGCAAAGACCAGAGGGAUUUUAACAUGAUUGAUAUGAAGUUCAAGGAGGAAGUGAACCACUACAGCAAUGAGAUCAACAAGGCAUGUAUGCCUUUCGGCUUGCACAGACAGUUCCCCGAGAACAACCUGCAAAUGAUGGUGCAGUCAGGAGCCAAAGGGUCAACCGUGAACACGAUGCAAAUCUCUUGCCUGCUGGGCCAGAUUGAGUUGGAAGGUCGGAGACCCCCGCUGAUGGCAUCUGGCAAGUCACUGCCCUGCUUUGAGCCUUACGAGUUCACACCUAGGGCUGGUGGCUUCGUCACUGGAAGGUUCCUUACUGGCAUCAGGCCUCCCGAGUUCUUCUUUCACUGCAUGGCGGGACGAGAAGGCCUGGUGGACACCGCUGUCAAAACCAGCCGGUCUGGCUAUCUCCAAAGGUGCAUCAUCAAGCACCUGGAGGGGCUGGUCAUCCAGUAUGAUCUGACAGUCCGAGAUAGCGACGGCAGCGUGGUACAGUUCCUGUACGGGGAGGAUGGCCUGGACAUCCCCAAGACACAGUUCCUGCAGCCCAAGCAGUUCCCCUUCCUGGCCAGCAACUAUGAGGUGAUAAUGAAAUCCAAGCAUCUCCAUGAAGUUUUGUCCAGAGCAGAUCCCCAGAAAGUGCUCCGCCACUUCAAAGCCAUUAAAAAAUGGCAUAGCAAGCAUUCCAAUGCACUGCUGAGAAAAGGCGCCUUCCUGAGUUUCUCCCAGAAGAUUCAGGCAGCUGUGAAAGCCUUGAACCUACAGGGCAAGAACCAGAAUGGUCGCAGCCCAGAAACCCAGCAGAUGUUACAGAUGUGGUAUGAAUUAGAUGAGAAGAGCCGAUGGAAAUACCAGAAGAGGGCCGCUCCUUGUCCUGACCCUAGCCUGUCUGUGUGGCGCCCAGACAUCUUCUUUGCAUCUGUGUCUGAAACAUUUGAAAAAAAGAUUGAUGACUACAGUCAGGAGUGGGCAGCCCAAGAAGAGAGGAGUUACAAGAAAUCAGAGCUUUCUCUCGACAGGCUGAAAACCUUACUGCAGCUCAAGUGGCAGCGCUCACUGUGUGACCCAGGGGAGGCUGUUGGCCUACUGGCCGCCCAGAGCAUCGGGGAGCCCUCCACACAGAUGACACUGAACACCUUCCACUUUGCAGGCAGAGGCGAAAUGAACGUCACCCUGGGUAUUCCAAGACUGAGGGAGAUUCUUAUGGUGGCCAGUGCCAACAUCAAGACACCCAUGAUGAGCGUGCCUGUGUUUAAUACCAAGAAAGCAUUGAAGAGAGUCAAGAGCCUAAAGAAGCAGCUUACCAGGGUGUGCCUGGGGGAGGUAUUGCAGAAAGUUGACGUCCAAGAGUCUUUCCAUAUGGGAGAAAAACAGAACAGAUCCCGGGUCUAUGAGCUCCGGUUUCAGUUCCUGCCACAUGCAUAUUACCAGCAGGAAAAGUGCCUGAGACCUGAGGACAUCUUACACUUCAUGGAAACCAGGUUUUUCAAACUACUAAUGGAAGCCAUCAAAAAGAAGAAUAGCAAAGCAUCAGCCUUCAGAAGUGUGAAUAGUAGAAGAGCUACACAGAAGGACCUUGAUGACGCGGAGGACUCGGGCAAGAGUCGGAGAGAGGAAGAAGGGGAUGAAGAAGAGGAGGGGAACAUUGUGGAUGCUGAAGCCGAGGAGGGGGAUGCAGAUGCUUCUGACACCAAACGCAAGGAGAAGCAAGAGGAAGAGGUCGACUAUGAGAGUGAGGAAGAAGGGGAGGAGGAGGCAGACGAGGAGGAUGUACAGGAGGAAGAGAACAUUGAUGGUGAAGGUGCCCACCAGGCCCACGAGCCGGGUGAGGAAGAGGGCUCCGCCCUGGAGGAGGAGGCAUCCCAGAACCCUGCCCGCCGGCACUCCAGGAGCCAGGGAGCCGAGGCGGUGGAACGCCGGGUCCAGGCUGUACGGGACGCCCACUCGUUCAUUGAGGACUACCAGUAUGACACAGAGGAGAGCCUGUGGUGCCAGGUGACUCUGAAGCUCCCACUGAUGAAGAUUCAUUUUGACAUGAGCUCCUUGAUUGUGUCCUUGGCCCACAAUGCCGUUGUCUAUACAACCAAGGGCAUCACUCGGUGCCUUCUGAAUGAAACGACCAACAGUAAGAAUGAAAAGGAGCUUGUGCUGAGCACAGAGGGAAUCAACCUCCCCGAGAUGUUUAAGUACUCCGAGGUGCUGGACCUGCGCCGCCUCUACUCCAACGACAUCCACGCCAUGGCCAACACUUAUGGCAUUGAGGCCGCCCUGCGGGUUAUUGAGAAGGAGAUUAAGGAUGUGUUUGCUGUGUAUGGCAUUGCAGUUGAUCCUCGCCAUCUCUCUCUGGUCGCUGAUUAUAUGUGCUUUGAGGGUGUUUAUAAGCCACUCAAUCGCUUUGGGAUCCAGUCGAGUUCCUCCCCUUUGCAGCAGAUGACAUUUGAAACCAGCUUCCAGUUUCUCAAACAGGCCACCAUGAUGGGAUCCCAUGAUGAGCUGAAGUCACCCUCAGCCUGUCUCGUGGUGGGGAAAGUCGUCAAAGGCGGGACAGGCCUAUUUGAGCUCAAGCAGCCCCUAAGAUAGCACCGUAGCCUGGAGGACCUGGGGAUGGGCACAGCUGGCAGUUCAGAGUGACACAGCAAAGCAGUGACCUUGGGCUCCGGAAAGCAGCUGGCCUGGGCUAGGCCAACUUCACUUUGCCUUUCCCGUCUCAGAAUGAGUGACAAGGCUUCACCUGUGCUCCAGGAGGCCUCAGCCAAAUCCCUGACCGAUGCCCAAGACAUGAUGCAGGGAAUUCCGCUGUGAGCCAGUGCCGGCGCCAGCACUGCGUCCAUUGCUAGUGGCUAAGGAAGCAUACUUGAGGGCCCCUGAAGAACCAGAGGGGACACGAAACCUGCCCCCGUGUACCCUUCCCUGCUGCAGCCUCUGGGCCAAAGACAAGAGUGACACAAGGCCCUGGCCCUGCUGCCAUUGCUGUGUGACUGUGUGCACUCGAGCCGACUGGCCCCAGCCAGGAACGUCUCUACCUCACACACAGAAAGCCCCAAGUUCCCACUCGGCAUUCAGUAAGUAGCCCGACCUUCCUGCCUCUGCUCCCAGCUUGAUGGCAGACCACAGUUACCACAGGCCCUGCCCUGUGGGGUCUUGAAGGCGCGCAGUAAGGUGCCCUGACUUAGACAGGGAGGGCAGAGGCUUUGUUGGGCGCUGCCGCUUCUAUCUGUGCUCACUGUUGUUCCAGCGUGGACUGAGUAAUAAAUGUGGCCAGGACUGGCUGUUGGGAGAGAA
Messenger RNA from Mesocricetus auratus (golden hamster), 5953 nucleotides. It is a transcript of the gene Polr1a, whose product is annotated as RNA polymerase I subunit A. The record is from RefSeq and is a predicted model, not a curated record. The transcript has 34 exons. Gene Ontology annotation, molecular function: DNA-directed RNA polymerase activity; DNA binding. The coding region runs from base 98 to 5251 and encodes 1717 amino acids. Gene Ontology annotation, biological process: DNA-templated transcription. Gene Ontology annotation, cellular component: RNA polymerase I complex. Lineage: Eukaryota; Metazoa; Chordata; Mammalia; Rodentia; Cricetidae.